Molecule: messenger RNA, 630 nt
Organism: Leishmania mexicana MHOM/GT/2001/U1103
Lineage: Eukaryota; Euglenozoa; Kinetoplastea; Trypanosomatida; Trypanosomatidae
Exons: 1
Coding region: 1-630 (209 amino acids)
Source: RefSeq, a predicted model, not a curated record
AUGCUCGACUACCUCAUCCCGAUCGGCAUGGCCCUAGCGGGCAUCUUCGUCAUGAUGUUCAUCUUCCAGAGCAUCAGCAAGUCGGAAGUCGGCGGGGAAUCGAUCGCACCCGCUCGCAAGCCGCGCUCCAAGAAGUCGCAGCGUCCGUCGCAGAAGUACAUGGACGACGUGCUUGACCUGGCCACGGAGCAGCUCAUUGCGCGCGAGGUGGCCCGCAACCCGUCUGGCAUGAUCACCGACAGCAAGAGUGUGGCACCACAGACGCUCGACAACAUCCGCAGCCGCCGCCAGGCCAGGGAAGAGAGCCAGCACAUCCAACCCCAUGCCAAGGCUAGCGAGCGUCAGAAGCAGUCGGCGAAGGACCAGGGCUUCAGAGUGGUGGAAAGUCCAAAGAACAUGCCGAGGCAGCAGCAGCAGCAGCAGCAGCAGCACGGGGACAAGCAACAGCGCGAGUCGGAGCAGGUCACGUCCAUCGAGGAGCUUGACCGUAAGCUGAGCCUCUUUUUCAAGAGCAGCAGUUCCCGAAAGACAAAAGACGUGAAGCCCAAGGAGGAGGUGCAAAUCGACAACGGCAUCAACCGCGGCCACGUUGUCGUCAAGGGCGACUUGAGCAAGGCGAAGAGCUGGUAA